AUGUUGAAAGCUGUUACGGGUAAUAGACUUCCCCAAAUCAGCACACAUUUAUGUGUCUCCACAAUUCGAUUCGCGUCAAACACCUCCUCAACUUCGACACUGCAAACAACUACCAAACAGACACCAGCACAUCACGAUGAUUCCAACUUGCCUUUAGAUAAACGAGCAAUGGAAACUCCCCAUACCACCCCGCAACGCAAUGGCAUUUUCGAUAUCUCAACCAAGAUCUACAACGAGUCAGAUAUUGAAAAACACGACGAUACUCAAUUCUUGACCAAACCCGCCUACCCGCAUGUUGGAUAUACUGAGGCUGGCUGCUACAGAGUUAAGAUUGCGCAUAGGGAGCCAAGGUCCAUUGGAGAUAAAAUCGCAUACCAUGGCACAAUGUUUUGUCGUGCUUGUUUUGACUUUGUUACGGGGUAUAAAGUUCCUCAACCUGGUGAGUCACUCGACAAAUACAAAGGUACAAGAUAUGAGAUGACCGAGGGUAAAUGGAUGACCAGGGUGAUUUUUUUGGAGCUGAUUGCGGGAGUUCCAGGAUCAGUUGCAUCAUUCUUGAGAACUUUGCACUCAUUGAGGUUAUUGAAAAGAGACAAGGCCUGGAUUGAAACGUUGCAAGAUGAAGCAUACAAUGAAAGAAUGCAUUUGCUUACAUUUAUCAAGAUUGGCCAGCCAUCCUGGUUCACCAAGAGUAUCAUCUACAUCGGACAAGGAGUUUUCACCAACUUGUUCUUUUUCUGUUACUUGGCCAACCCCAAAUACUGUCACCGGUUCGUGGGAUACUUGGAAGAAGAAGCAGUGAGGACUUAUACGCAUUUACUCGAUGAGUUGGAGGAUCCAAACAAGCUCAAAGGGUUCCAAAACAUGUUGAUCCCCACCAUUGCCGUCAAUUAUUGGCCUACUUUGACACCAGAGUCAAGUUUCAAAGAUUUGAUUUUGAGAAUUAGAGCUGAUGAGUCGAAGCAUAGAGAAGUCAAUCAUACUUUGGCAAACUUGAAACAGGAUGGCGAUAGGAACCCAUUUGCUUUACAUAUUAAGAAUUUUGAUAAGCCUCAACCUAAUUAUGGGUUGGAUGUUGUGAAACCUACCGGUUGGGAGAGGAAGGAUUUGUACCUUUGA
Molecule: messenger RNA, 1119 nt
Organism: Lodderomyces theae
Lineage: Eukaryota; Fungi; Ascomycota; Pichiomycetes; Serinales; Debaryomycetaceae
Product: alternative oxidase
Exons: 1
Coding region: 1-1119 (372 amino acids)
Biological process (GO): alternative respiration
Cellular component (GO): mitochondrion
Molecular function (GO): alternative oxidase activity
Source: RefSeq, a predicted model, not a curated record